AGGUAUUGCAUCAUAAAGCUGGCGAAAGUCGAAACACUAGACUAUAAAAGAAGCAAGUACUGAGUAUUCGUCGGAAGCUUCUACCUCAAGUCAUAAUCGUCAUCGCAUUUUCCCUGAUUAUCGCUAUAUUUCCUCCCCAAUUUCUCUCUCCUCCGAUAUCGCCGGAUUGCUGUUCUUCAUCAUCCACCUUCAAUUCCAAGGUCUGUCGUCGCUGCUUGUAGAAUAACCGGCGUUGUGUUUUGGGUUAUAAUUUGGAACUAGAGGGGUUUGUGAAGAUGAGUGAUAACUUGAUGGAUAAAGUGACCUCAUUGGGUGAGCGCCUAAAGAUUGGUGGGACUGAGGUUGGUAAGAAAAUGAGUGCUAGUGUGAGCUCGAUGAGUGACAAGAUGAAGGAAUUAUUCCAAGGGCCGAAUCAGACGGAUAAGAUUGUUGAGGAGGCCACUGCGGAGACCCUCGAGGAGCCAGAUUGGGCCACGAAUCUGGAGAUAUGUGACAUGGUUAAUCAAGAGAGAGUCAAUAGUAUUGACUUGAUUCGAGGGAUAAAGAAGCGGAUUAUGUUAAAGACCCCUAGGGUUCAGUAUUUGUCUAUGGUGUUGCUCGAAACUGUUGUUAAGAACUGCGAGAAAGCCUUCUCUGAGGUGGCAUCUGAGAGGGUUCUUGAUGAGAUGGUGAAGUUGAUUGAUGACCCUCAAACUGUGAUUAUGAACAGGAACAAGGCACUUAUGUUAAUUGAAUCCUGGGGGGAGUCUUCAAACGAACUCAGAUACUUGCCUGUAUUUGAAGAAACAUAUAAGAGCUUGAGAUCGAGAGGAAUCCGGUUCCCAGGACGUGAUGAUGAGAGUUUGGCACCCGUUUUUACCCCUCCUCGCUCUGUCCCUGAAGCAGAAGUGAAUGCAACUCUUGCACAGCCUGAUAUUCCAGUACAAAGCUUCUCAGAAGAAGACACAAAAGAAGCAUUUAAUGUAGCACGGAAUUGCUUAGAGCUUCUUUCAACCGUUCUAUCAUCUUCUCCCCAACAAGAUGUGCUGCAGGAUGAUUUGACUACGACGCUUGUACAACAGUGUCGCCAGUCCCAGUUCACUGUUCAGAGGAUCAUUGAGACUGCUACUGAUAACGAGGCUCUCCUCUUUGAGGCCCUCAAUGUAAACGAUGAGAUCCAGAAAGUCCUCUCCAAGUACGAUGAUAUGAAACUGCCUUCUACUAUGGCAUCAGCACCAGAGCCAGCCGUGAUUCCUGUUGCUGUUGAGCCUGAAGAGUCUCCCCGAGGUGUGAAAGAAGAUUCACUUGUAAGGAAACCAUCAGGAUCCCGGGGCAAUUCUCAUGGAGGACAACACGAUGACAUGAUGGACGAUCUUGACGAGAUGAUCUUCGGCACCAAAUCUGUCACCCCAUCAAAUUCCGGCAUUGAGCCUAAGAAACCAGACUCAGCUAAAGAUGAUUUCAUCUCCUUCUAACUUCUGCAUUUUAUGCAAAGGAGAGAUCUUCUGGUGUUCUGUAUUGCUGUUUGAUGAUGCCUGGAUAUGUGUUUGAGACCUAAAGGAAUAUAAUGCAUAAGAAUUUUAUAGAUGUGAUGUAGAGGACUUAUAACAUUUACAUUGUCUAUGGCCGCUCCUCUGUAAGUAGAUUUGGAUACUUCAUACUUUGGUGUGUGAUUUGAGUAAUGUUGAAUUCUUUAGGAGCUGUGCUUGUAAUUCCAUUGGUACACUAAUUCAUGCCU
This is a messenger RNA of Spinacia oleracea (spinach), 1717 nucleotides long. RefSeq names its product TOM1-like protein 1. Gene Ontology annotation, biological process: protein transport to vacuole involved in ubiquitin-dependent protein catabolic process via the multivesicular body sorting pathway. Bases 276 to 1454 code for a protein of 392 amino acids. Gene Ontology annotation, molecular function: phosphatidylinositol binding; ubiquitin binding. The record is from RefSeq and is a predicted model, not a curated record. The transcript has 4 exons. Lineage: Eukaryota; Viridiplantae; Streptophyta; Magnoliopsida; Caryophyllales; Amaranthaceae.